CUGUUUAAUUUUAAAAUCUUAGCAUUUAUUUUGCCUCAUGAAAAGAUUGAUAACGCCACAAAGACAUACACACGCCCAUCUCUCUGUUACGUCAUGUACAACCAUUGUGUAGCCUAUCAUUAUUAAUUGACAUCCCACCACAGAAACAUUUUCAUCAAUUCAACACAGAGAUGGACGAAGAAAAAGACUUGGAAGAUAGCCACCAGGAGAAAGGGAUGGAAGAGGAGGUGGAGGUGGAGGCAGAGAAACCAGACGCUCAACUAAAGGAAGAGAAGAAGGUCAUGUCUGGCAAGGCCCCCACAAAAUCAGCAGACCAAGGCACUGAAGAAGGUUCCUCAGUGGCAUUCUGUUCACCCCGAGCUCACUAUCCAGAUAAAUACCGAAACAGAGCGGCAGUAAUUCAACUCUUACAUGAGGAAUUACGCAAGAGUCAACUUUACCCCUCAGGAAUGGAAGAGGACGUCUGCUUCCCAAUCCUCAUUAAUUUCAUGAGGAAUCUCACUGAUGGGCAGUGGAAGGUGAUUCAGGAGGGCAUGAGAAAUCCUACAACCAAAGUAGAACUUGCCAAAAUGUGUAGGAAGAUAGCGAAAACGGUUUCCCACAUUGCGGUAGAGAUCCUCAUCCCAACCCUUGCACAAAUAUUAGAGCUUGAUUCCGCUGGAGAAGCUAGUUCCUCUCCCUCGCUGACUGGAUCAGAGUGCGCCAACAUUUCAAGCAUCCAGGAACAUGUGGUGAAAUUGAAUGAAGAUGGUCUACCUAAGAGGCCUGGCAGUGGAAGGUCCCUGUGCAGUCAAUGGGCCAGGACUCCCUCCCCGUCGGCCACUGAUUUUGAGCAGUCACACAUGGUGACAUUUGAUGACAAAGAUCUAUCCACAAGGCCCAGCAGUGGAAGAUAUCUGUACAGUCAAUGGGUCAAGAGUCCCUACCCCUCAUCCACUGAAUUUGAACAGAGGCUGGAAUUGAUCCGCGGACACAGUUACCACAACAGAGAAUUGAGGACGAGUGACAGUGGCAGACAUUAUUACAGCUCCCACACACCCACUCCACGUUCUUCCACAAGUUCCCAGACGUCGUUGCAGAGGGCACAUCGAGUAGACGCUCGACUGACAGAUCCUCUGAAUGCCCUCUUUGGGAUCACAGAGGCCACAAUUCUCCAAACGCUGGGUGAUCAAUCCUGCUCUUCUGGCUCACCUGGAUUGACCAGAUCUGUGGUCAGAGAUGUCGUGAGUCAGGUGAACUCUGACAUCUCACUGAUCAUCUCCUAUUCCAGCUCAGGUAAAUCAAGUCCAGUGUUGUGUGACACUGGCAGGCGAUAUGCCAUGCAGGCCGCCCAGAAGCUGGUGUCUGUUAUCUGUGCCAAGUUGCGGAGGUUUGGAAUCACUGGACAGGCUGCGCCUCAUGCCAAAACCAAUCCAUCUAAGGAGAAUGUGGACAUUGAGGCUUCUCUUGCACCAUUGACAGGAGAGGUCAUGGCUGUUAUGGUCAACUCCAGAGAAUGCCAGGGAGGAGAGCAAGGAACAAUGGAUGUGCUUCGAGAAAUAACACACAAAGUAAAUGUUUUGGCUUCAAGGGAUAGUGUUGGUCUUCUGGAAGACUCCCUAGCAGAGGAAAAAAAUCUGAAAGAGACUGUAUCCUCUGGCAGCUUGGUGAGUCCAAACAUCCUCAUACUUUCACCUUCUGAGAAAAAGCUUGGAUCUCCUGUAAUGACAACCAUUGAGAAAUUCUCCAGUGGUGAAUUGAAGUCAGAAGCCACUAACGCUAUUAGCGAAGUGCUCAUUAGGUCUAGCAGAAGUCUAUCUGCACAAAUGUCUGCUUGCACACCUGAGCAUUCAUGUAAUCUGGCCAGUGAAAGGAAUCUGCCAGCUAUGCCAGAACUUUUAACAACUACAAUUAAUGUAGGUUCUGAAGCCUCUGGAAUUAUGGAUUCCUUUCUGAGCGAUAUGACAUGUAUCGCACAAUCAGAUUUCACAAAAAUGAAAGCUCUACCCGCGGCCCUUAACCUUUCUAAAAGGUUGCAGAAUACGCUGAGGGGAUUUUACUCUCGACUUUUGGCCCCUAACAGCUCCGAACGAGACAAAGAGGAGAAUCUAGAGCAAGCUAAAAACAUUUCUGCUCCUACUUUGAUCCAAAAGUCAUUUGGAUCCAACAAGAGUCUUGCUGGCUCUUCAUAG
Messenger RNA from Oncorhynchus nerka (sockeye salmon), 2171 nucleotides. RefSeq lists its product as uncharacterized. NCBI's taxonomy places the organism in Eukaryota, Metazoa, Chordata, Actinopteri, Salmoniformes, Salmonidae. The transcript is spliced from 8 exons. The record is from RefSeq and is a predicted model, not a curated record. Bases 171 to 2171 code for a protein of 666 amino acids.